GCAGUUAUUAAUAUCCACUUCGAGUCCACCUCGUCGUCGUCAAUAUGAAGUAUUCCGCCCAAAUCGUUGUCUUUGUCCUCUGCCUCUUUAAUUCGGGACAUUGUUGCAGAUUCCUACCCGGAACUACCUUCCCCAAAGGCUACACAUGCACCAUCCCAACAGGUCAGCUAGCAUGGCGGACUGACGGGAACUUGGUGAUUUACAACACUAAAGACAAUGUAAGAUGGGAGUCAAACACGGCAAAUCGUGGGCAUCGUGCUAUAUUUCAAACGGAUGGAAAUUUCGUCAUCUAUGACGCAUCCAACUCUCCGAUAUGGUUUACAUACACGUUUGGCAAGGGAGCAACAUAUCUUGAAUUUGGGAGCGAUAGAAAUCUCGUACUUGGAACACCUUCUGCAAUCUUGUGGCAGUCCAAUACAAAAAAUACCGAGUAUUCCAAGGCAACUUUGCACACUCAUUGGUUUUUUGAAGGGGACAAGAUUGACAUCGUCCUGCUCGACCAAUGUCACAAUCUACCAGCGAAUUGGAGAAAGCAGGCCUCUUCAAUUUACACGCAGGACACCUGCGUCAAACUCUAUGACGGUUUCAACUGCCAAGGAAAUUGGAUCGAAGUAAAACCUGGCACACCGUCUCACGACAAUUUGGGCGACCCCAGGGUAAACUUUAACGACAAGACACAAUCUGUCAGCCCUUGCGGAACAUUCCAACAGAGCCAACCCCUCACUUGGAAAGAACAUUGGUUUGAACAUAACCAAAAUAUUCAAAGGGUGUAUGCUGACGCAGAUCUUGUCGUGUAUUAUGAUGCCGACGUCAAUCGAGGGAUUACAUGGCCCUUCCAAUUUCUUGGCGAUGUUUGGCGCUACACAAGAAACGUUUAUGGUGAUUUUGGUCCAGAAAACAAUUUGUAUGCAAUUUUCCACGCAAUGAAGUAUGCCGGCGGCCACCCGGCCACGUUUAUGGACGGGCAUCAUGAUUUCAGAAAUGUAAUUGAUUGUGGAUUAGAGGAGCCCAAUGCUUGGGUUGAGGGUAAAGGUCAACAUUUGGAAUUGCCGAUUCAUGAAAUUGCUCAUAUUGUUGAAUCAGCCAGUCAUGGAAUCCUAUCCAGCCCAGCCUUUGGAAUUUGGAGGGAUAGUAAAUGGGCUGAGAUUUUUAUUUACGACGUCUUCAAAGGCUUGGGAAGGACAGCAGAAGCUAACGAUUUUUAUAAUAGAAUGAUGUCAAAUACCAACGGGGACAGUUUUCCUCGUCCGGGAACCUUGUGGUUUAAAAAUUGGUUUUAUCCAAUCUAUUCAAAAUAUGGGGGAAACCGGGCUCUGGUAAAAUACUUUGCCCUCCUGGCGCAACAUUUCCCAAAGGCAGGAUUUCGCUAUUCGAAAAGUAUGAAUAUGGGAGAGUUCGUGCACUUCUGGAGUGGCGCGGCCAAUGCGAAUCUAUUAUCGCAGGCCACAACAGCAUUUGGAUGGACGACGGAAUGGCAGAACCAGUUGAACACGGCGAAGCAGGAAUUUCCAGGAAUUAUUUAUUAGCUGGAAAAUAUUUUUUUAUGAAAUAAAUAUAUUGUCAGCUAAUUAAGUAAAUA
Folsomia candida is the source of this 1579-nucleotide messenger RNA. RefSeq lists its product as uncharacterized. The transcript is spliced from 3 exons. Lineage: Eukaryota; Metazoa; Arthropoda; Collembola; Entomobryomorpha; Isotomidae. The record is from RefSeq and is a predicted model, not a curated record. The coding region runs from base 45 to 1526 and encodes 493 amino acids.